Molecule: messenger RNA, 1497 nt
Organism: Canariomyces notabilis
Lineage: Eukaryota; Fungi; Ascomycota; Sordariomycetes; Sordariales; Chaetomiaceae
Exons: 5
Coding region: 1-1338 (445 amino acids)
Biological process (GO): phospholipid biosynthetic process
Molecular function (GO): phosphatidylserine decarboxylase activity
Source: RefSeq, a predicted model, not a curated record
AUGGUUCAUCAACACGGCAAUCACGGCGACAUCCCCGACCACCACCGGGUUCAUCGACCCGGAGCAUGGCUACCAGCCGACCACCGCGUUCACCGUGCCUGGCUCGGUAAAGCCAUCGACCAUGUCGACAAGCACGGCGAACAGGAGCUCAUCCCCGUGUUGCAAGAGUUCAAGGAGUUUAUUGAGAACAACCCCCGUAUCUACAUGUAUUUCACAGAGAUGUGGGACGAAAUCCCCAAAAAACCGCCCUACACGCGUGACCCUGCCGGCGGAUCCCAGAUCCGCGACUACAACCACAUGCUCCAGGUGCUGAAUCAUGUGUUUGGGCGCGCUCCUGAAUGGACGGACGCGGCUGCAAGCGCGGGAGUGGUCGGUGUGCCCAUGUGUGCCAUCUUCGAUUAUGCCAUGGGCACCCCAAGCGGGCAUGCCGCGUUUCUGGAUCCUGAUGUUAAUCGGAUGCUGAAGAAGAUUCUUAACAAGUGGGGGGAGUACCUCAAGAGUCCUGAAUCAGCAGAGGUCCUCGGUGACCACCGCGCAGGCUGGUUCGGCGAGGUGGGCUACAGCGACCUGAUGGAGGUGGCCAACGCGCCCUACCGGACAUCGCACAAGUUCGAGGACAUGUACGUGUGCGACCCGUCGAAACCGCACUACGGGUACAAGUCAUGGGACGACUUCUUCACCCGCCAAGUGCACUCCUCCGCGCGCCCCCUCGCCUCGCCAGACGACGACAACGUGAUCGCCAACGCGUGCGAGUCGAAAGUAUUCAACGUCACGCACAACGCCAAGCUGCGCGACAAGUUCUGGAUCAAGGGCCAGCCCUAUUCCGUCAUUGACAUGCUAGGCAACGACCCGCUGGCGCAGCAAUUCGCUGGCGCCACGAUCUACCAGGCCUUUCUCUCAGCCCUGUCCUACCACCGCUGGCAUGCGCCCGUCUCCGGGAAGGUCAAGCGCUGCUUUGUGCGCGACGGGACCUACUUUAGCGAGCCCCUGUUCGAGUCGGAUGCUGAGGGUGGUGAGAUUGAUGCGCAUGGGAUUUCGGUUGCGCAGGGAUACCUCGCGGCUUUGGCUACGCGGGCGAUCAUCUUUAUUGAGGCGGAUAAUCCGGCCAUUGGGCUCAUGGCGUUUAUUGGGGUCGGUAUGGACGAGGUUAGUUCGUGUGAGAUUACUGUUAAGGAGGGUCAGCAUGUGAAGAAGGGGGAGGAGAUUGGCAUGUUCCACUUUGGGGGGUCGUCGUAUUGUUUGUUGUUCCGGAAAGGGGUGAAAGUUGGCGGGUUUCCCGAGGUCGGGAGGAAGGAGAAUGUCCCUGUUAGGGGUCGGCUUGCGGUGGUAGAGCCGUGAGGAGGUGAACUCUUUGCUGGGUAUGCGGUUAGUGAUCGUAGUUGCCCUAUUCAGUUGUGAAGCUGCAGAACUACCAGCAAGUAAAGAUGUGCGGGUAACCGAAGUUGAGCCUCUCACCGUUUCCGUACCCUUUCUUUUGACGAUCCCCGGCCUUAGCUG